Neocloeon triangulifer is the source of this 2515-nucleotide messenger RNA. RefSeq names its product blood vessel epicardial substance-like. The transcript has 7 exons. Gene Ontology annotation, molecular function: cAMP binding. Lineage: Eukaryota; Metazoa; Arthropoda; Insecta; Ephemeroptera; Baetidae. The record is from RefSeq and is a predicted model, not a curated record. Bases 404 to 1570 code for a protein of 388 amino acids. Gene Ontology annotation, cellular component: sarcolemma.
UUGACGAGAUUGUUGUGGGCGGCCAGGCAUUUAUAAAUUAAUGGUCUCUGUAUUUUUAUUUCUCGCAACUCUUUCCUCGUAAAAUUUUAGCCGGCAACCGCCCACUGAACGAGGGGCCAAUUUUUGAUUUGGCCAAGAUCUGCAUCGAGGAGGCAGCUGGAGAAGAGCUCGCGCCGGCGGUUCUGGCUAAAAGGGUUUACAACUGCCUGCCGUGUUAUUGAUUAUGCCGACUACUCGCCAAGGGAUGUUUUUGGCGUGCGCAACAGACCCCUGCUCAGCCAUCUUUCGUGAGCAAUAGGCUUCCUCGUAUUGCGAGUGGCCGGGAAAAUGAGAGUUUGCUUAUUUUAUUCACUCGCAAGCGAUUGACUCUCGCAGGACGCGAUGUCGCCGGCUGCGGAAUAAGAUGGGACGGUGCUGGGCGCUGCUGCUGCUGCUGCUGGCGUUGGGCCUCUGCUGGUCAUUGGUGCAGGCCGAGAACACGACCAUCGAGGAUGAGUACGGCCCUUCCGAGGAGGCAGAGGAAGAUGACGAUGAGGCGGCGGCGGAGGACGAGGGCACCGUCGAGGAGCCCGAGGAGGAGGAGUCGGGCUGGAUGUCAUGGCCGUCCAGGUACAACAUCUCGGUGAUCGCGUCCAUGCUGGACAACAUGUACUGCGCCAAGUGGGGCCCGGCAAACCACAUGUACUUCCAGCUGGCCAACACCUUCUUCCUGCUCUCGUACCUGGCGCCGAACGGCACCUACGGCAUCCUCUACCUGCGCAGCACCCUGCUUGUUGGUUGCGCUCUCUUCGCCCUGUGGGGCUGGACGGUGCUCUGCUCGCUCGACGCUUUCCUGUGGAACGCCAACUUUGUUGCCAUCAACUUCAUCCAUGUCUGUGUUCUUCUCUACUACCUGCGCCCUGUCAAGUUCUCCAAAGAAAUUGAAGAAGUUUACAUUGCACUGUUUUAUCCGCUGAAGGUGUCCAGGCACCAGUUCAAGAAGGUGCUCAACUGCAUGAAAGAGAUCCGCGCGCUCCGGUACCAGGAGGUCUAUGCGCACGAGAAGUCAACUAAGGUUGACAGCCUCUCGCUCGUCCUUUCUGGAAAACUGGUCGUGUCUCAAAAUGGACGGGCUCUCCACAUAGUGUUCCCUCACCAGUUUCUUGAUUCUCCAGAGUGGUUCGGUGUCUCAACAGAUGAGUACUUCCAGGUGUCAAUCACAGCAAUGGAAGAGGCGCGUGUACUGCUGUGGCAUCGGGACAAGCUGAAGCUGAGCAUCAUCACCGAUCAGUUCCUGCAGGCUGUGUUCGAUCACAUUCUAGGCCGUGACGUGGUCAAGAAACUGAUGCAGGUAUCGGUUAGUGAGACAAUGGCGGCCAGCAACAACGGCAACCUGCCCAACAACUUUGACGACGCUGAAGACAAGCCAAUGCUACUGAUCAAGAAGCCUGGCGACGGCCCCGGCAUCUCGGCGCUCAUUAAUCGCCAGAUCCAAGGGUUGCCUAGGAUAAAGUAUUAUUACUAUGCCGCCGACCCUAACGCGUGGCGCCUAGGGCGAAUUGAGGAGACGGAUCACGAGACCACCGUGUGACGCUAAGACCGACCGUCGUAAUGCAGCAGCGCGGCACAACUAUCAUCCCAGGUUCCCUUUUCUGUGCCCUCCGCGUCCCUGUUCAACGUGAUAUUUUAUAGCUAAUAUUUAUACAUAUAACUCAAUAUAACUAAAAACUUCCACGGAAAUUAUUAAGAAUUAAUAAAAAUUGUACUUGAAAUGUAUGUUAUAUUAUAUGACGCAGAAAUGGAGAAGAUUUAUGUAUGUCAAUCUCUUUAUAUUGUAGUCUCAUCUAAUGUAAGCAGAAUAUUAUUCAACUUUUUGAAACUAACGACUGAUUUUUUAAGUCCCAUUGCGCGAUUAAUUUUAAGAAAAUGAGUUGAUUGAUUUAAAAUUGUCCCACCAAUCACUAUGUCUAGUUUAAUUACCAUGUUAUUUUUUUCCAAGUGCAGCUGAUCAAUGGGUGCUUAAUUCGAGUGUGUGUGUGUGUUUGUCACCCAAGCUCUGUCAGUAAAAGUCUCUCUCCCUGACUUGCAGGGAAAUCAUGUCUCUCGCGACAAAUGUGUGCCUUUCCAGUAACCAUUGAAAUUGCACUCAAAAGGUUAAAUGUGCCCAAUGUGUUUGGUGUGAGUCUGCAAACGCCACAUCUCACAAGGCGGAGCCGCCUCUCUGCCCGUCUCCUAAUUUGAAAAUAAAAUAAUGUUCUUAAUUAAAAAAAAGGGCUGGCAGGAGAGUCGGCGCCAAACCUUCCCAAAUCAUCAAUUUACGCUCUCGGCAGCAAGUGUGUAACCUGCUUGGGUUUGUCCCAAUUUUAAUAAACUGAACAUACUGAAAUGAGAAAAAAAAAUAUUUAACUGAACUUAUCAGCAUCCACUAAAAUAUAAUUGAACUUUUAAAUGUGAACAAAAAUUUACCUUAUUCGAAAUCUAUAGUUUUUUUUCUCCUUUUCUUUGAUAUUGAUUUGAUGCUAAUAAAAAUUAAACA